Messenger RNA from Ectocarpus sp. CCAP 1310/34, 1460 nucleotides. The record is from the annotation of a GenBank genome assembly. NCBI's taxonomy places the organism in Eukaryota, Phaeophyceae, Ectocarpales, Ectocarpaceae.
AUGCCACUGGCACCCCACACCCACCGGCUCCAUGAGCUCGCGAGGAAGAAGAGCACUGCGGUGUUCGCGUGCUUGGUCGACCUCACCAAGGCACACGAUUCGGUGGACCGAGACCUACUGUGGGACGUGCUCCGACGCUUCGGCGUGCCCCCGAAGAUGCUGGCGGUCAUUCGCCAAUUCCACGAGGGCAUGAGGGCGCGCGUCCGAACGGACGACGGGCAGUACUCGGAAUGGUUCGACGUGGGCCAAGGCCUCUGUCAGGGAUGCAACCUGGCCCCGCUGCUGUUCAACUUGUUCUUUGCCGCGAUGCUCAUGGUCGCCGUGGCCGAGUUCGACAAGGACCCCAUGGUGACGGCGGACAUGGUCAAGAUCGGGACACAAGUGGAGUACACGGGCAAGAAGGGCAGGUCGGCGGGGAAGAAGACGACGGUGGUGACGGACGCGGAGGCCUUGUGGGCCAUGCUCUACGCGGACGACGCGGCCAUCGUCUCGUGCUCGCCGGAGAGUCUCGAGAAGAUGAUGUCGGUCAUCGUGCGCGUGGCCGGCCUGUUCGGACUGAUGGAGAUCAUGUGCAUGCUGCCGAAAGGGAUCGAGGAACGCCCGUUCACGCUCAGCGCCGCCGGCCAGACGUACAAGCAGACAGAUCGGUUUGUGUACCUCGGACGUACCAUCUCCGCGGACGGGAAGGCCGACCGGGAGAUCACGAGCCGCAGCUGCCGAGCGUGGAAGUGCUACCGCCGGAACAGUGCUUCGAUGUACGACAGGCGACGGGCCAACCGCCAGCUCAAGAUCCGGCUUCUCCAGGCUGAAGUGGUGGAGACUCUCCUGUAUGGGUGCGCCUCGUGGAGCCUAACAGCGGAGCACUACACGAAGCUCAAUGGGACCCACCGCCAGUUCCUUACACGGUGCAUCGGCUGGAGCAAGCGGAAACGCUCAGACCGCCCCCUGUCCUAUGCCCAGGCCCUCAUCCAGGCAGGCUGCGAGGAAACCAUCGAGGCCACCGUGCGCCAACGGAGACUGUGUUUCGGGGGCUUUGUCAUGCGCAUGGAGGACAGCCGCCUCCCCAAGCGCAUGCUGUUAGGAGCGAUGGCGGGGGGCGUGGGAUACCGGGGCGGGCAGGAGAGCGACUGGGUGUCUCGUCUAGGAGAGGACCUCGUGGCCUUCAACAUGGGAGACGAAAAGGAAGGGGGGAAAUGGAAAGAGAGCGCCAAGAACUCGGAGGUGUGGUACAACAAGGUCGAGGACGGGGCGGCAUGGUUCAUGAGGAAAUGGCACAGGCAGGAGGCGGAAGCGUCCGCGAAGCGCCAGCGCGCGAGGGAAAGCAGAAGCAGAGAGUACGGCCAUCUCAGGACCGAAGACAAAGAGAGCCGGGGAAGCGUCGGUGGGGGGGAAGAAACGGCCACCGGGCACUGCUGUAGAACCUAGUAGGGCGGCCGAGGCAGCACUUGUGGCGAACUAUG